AUGUCCGGAAGAGGAAAGGGCGGCAAAGGUCUUGGAAAAGGAGGCGCUAAGCGUCACCGCAAAGUUCUCCGUGAUAACAUCCAGGGUAUUACUAAACCCGCCAUCCGCCGUUUGGCUCGCCGUGGCGGUGUUUUCCUUGAGAACGUCAUCCGUGAUGCCGUCACCUACACCGAGCACGCCAAGAGAAAGACCGUCACCGCAAUGGACGUGGUGUACGCUCUGAAACGCCAGGGACGCACCCUGUACGGAUUCGGGGGUUAA
Molecule: messenger RNA, 261 nt
Organism: Trichomycterus rosablanca
Lineage: Eukaryota; Metazoa; Chordata; Actinopteri; Siluriformes; Trichomycteridae
Product: histone H4-like
Exons: 3
Coding region: 1-261 (86 amino acids)
Biological process (GO): nucleosome assembly
Cellular component (GO): nucleosome
Molecular function (GO): protein heterodimerization activity; DNA binding; structural constituent of chromatin
Source: RefSeq, a predicted model, not a curated record